AUCGCUUCCCACAGUCCAUCUGUAACAGAAUUUGACCAGCUGUUUGUGUGCAUUUUACAGCACCGGCUAUAAUUAGGUGGGCCAACUAAUAAAAAAAAAACAUCAAACAAAACAUGAAAAAUGUAAAUAUGUGCGAGCAAUUGAUGUAAUAAGAAAUUCGUGUAAUGGAUAUUGCCAGCAUUGAGCUGAGCUGGGAGGCACUGAUUGGCUCCCUAGUAGCGCUUAGCGUGCUCUUCGUCUUUUGUCGCAGUCUUCUGGCCGAAGAUGUUGUCAUUUGCAUAUCGGGCAAAACACGUCACAGCUGGAAAUCAAUAAAAAUUCUUGAACAGGCCUGCUUCUGUAAUGUGUGUGAGAUAUUGUUGACGCCAUCGGCGGGCCUCUUCUGCGACUGUUGCGGCAUUUGCACGCACUCGGAGCCAUCGUGUCAGCGCCAGGCGGAUUCCCAGUAUCACUGCAAGGACAAAUGGUUGCGCAACGUGGAUACAGUGCAACACUUGUGGGUGCGCGGCAAUUUACCGAUGAGCUACAGCUGUGCCGCGUGUGGCCAAGAGACAGAAGUGGAUCAUCACAGCAGCAGCUCGGAACCGGGUCUGUUUGGCUGGCGGUGUGCCUGGUGUCAGCGCUGCUAUCACGACAACUGCUACAAGAGUGUGGACACCAAGGCUGUGUGUGAUUUUGGCGAGUUCAGUGACAUGAUAUAUCCACCCUACAGCAUUGUGGCAGCCAGGACGCGUGAAUCUGUUCGCUUGCACCUUGCCGGCAUCAAGCCGCCAAACAUUGAGAACUGGGAACCGUUGAUUGUGAUUGCCAAUACGAAAUCGGGCAGCAGCACGGCCUCGAAUGUGUUGUCGCUGCUGCGUGGCUAUUUGCAUCCCAUGCAAGUUAUGGAACUGGGCACCCGCGGUCCACAGGAUGCCUUGCAGUGGGUGGCUAAGACGAGUCCUCGUCCUUGUCGCAUCCUGGUGGCUGGUGGAGAUGGCACAAUUGGUUGGGUGCUCAACACCAUCUACACACUCAAUAUAAAGCCACAGCCUGCCGUGGCCAUUAUGCCACUGGGAACUGGCAACGAUUUGUCGCGUGUGCUCGGCUGGGGAGCCGAGCCGCCAUCUGUCCUCGAUCCGCUGCAGAUAUUGCGCAGUGUUAAGAGGGCUCGUUCCGUGAAUCUCGAUCGAUAUGAUCUGCAAAUCGAGAAGCUCCACUUCCGGCUGCCCAUACAAAGACAUCCCAUAAAGACAAUACACGUGUACAACUAUUUCAGCGUUGGCGUCGAUGCCUACAUCACCUACAACUUCCACAAGACGCGCGAAUCUCGCUUCUAUUUGCUUAGCAGUCGCAUAUUCAACAAGUUGCUGUACUUCACAUUUGGCACACAGCAGGUCAUGCAGCCGGAUUGCGAACGCAUCGAGCAGAAGCUGGAACUAUAUUUAGAUAAUAAGUUAGUUGAACUGCCGGAACUGCAAUCGCUGGUAUUUCUCAAUAUUGACUCUUGGGGCGCCGGUUGCAAGCUGUGCGAAAUUAGCAACUCGAAUGGCGAGAAACGCAUUAUAAACUCCAUCUCUGAUGGCAUUAUGGAGGUGUUUGGCAUCGUCUCAUCCUUUCACAUUGCCCAGUUGCAGUGCAACAUUAGCAAACCGGUGCGCAUUGGUCAAGCCAAACAGAUAAGGCUGCGCGUGAAUGCAACGGUUCCCAUGCAGGCGGAUGGCGAACCCUGGAUGCAGACGCCGGCUGAUAUACGCUUGCAGUCACGCAGCCAAGCUCGUGUUCUCAAAUCCGUAGUGGCGUCCACCGAGUAGCAGCCAGUCUCUUUCUAGUCUUUAAAAGUGAACCCAAGCUGUGUCCAAAAACAAUGUACUUAAACCCUUUGCUAAAAAAUAUCUAUCUUAAAUUGUAGCUAGCCAAAGUCAUAAUUCUACUACCCAACUAACCAAAGGUUUGGGAAAACAACUCGAAACUACAGAGAAUGAAUGAAAUGAAUCUAUUAAAAUUAAUGAUAAAAGUACAUAAUAAUGUUAACAACAAUAAUAAAAAGUUGUACGUUAAUUUUGAAAAGCA
This is a messenger RNA of Drosophila grimshawi, 2052 nucleotides long. RefSeq names its product diacylglycerol kinase epsilon (gene Dgkepsilon). Bases 165 to 1793 code for a protein of 542 amino acids. NCBI's taxonomy places the organism in Eukaryota, Metazoa, Arthropoda, Insecta, Diptera, Drosophilidae. Gene Ontology annotation, molecular function: ATP-dependent diacylglycerol kinase activity. The record is from RefSeq and is a predicted model, not a curated record. The transcript is spliced from 4 exons.